Molecule: messenger RNA, 1002 nt
Organism: Cynara cardunculus var. scolymus (artichoke)
Lineage: Eukaryota; Viridiplantae; Streptophyta; Magnoliopsida; Asterales; Asteraceae
Exons: 1
Coding region: 76-675 (199 amino acids)
Source: RefSeq, a predicted model, not a curated record
CUGAAGGCCUGAGGGCCCUUCAGUCAAAAACAACACUCAUACACCUUGUGUCCCUCUCGGGUACAACCAAUAGAAAUGGCGACAUCUUCUAGAAAGUCAAAGGGAUCGGUGUUGCCGUUAGCGUCGAUGUUCCACUGUUCCAUUUUGCCGUCCGGCAGGUUUGCGUCGUCAACAACUGCCGGAUUUUAUUCGUCUCCUUCUUCUAGUUACAUUCACCGUCGUCCUACUUCGUCGACGCGAGUGAACCUUCAUGGUCUCACCUCGAUGACUUCAUCAUCGGUGAGUUUCUCGAUAGAGAAUAGAUCUGGUUCUGCGAUCAGGUCGAUGGUGGUGUCUCCUCGAGAUCAAGUUGUACGGGAGCAGAACGGAAGGACUUUACCUAAGAAGAUGUGUAUGUGUUCGCAGACGAUGCAUCCAGGAUCGUUCAGGUGUAGUUUACGUAAGACCUACAACAAUAGUCACUCGAUGACGUCAUAUUCUCCAAACAGAUUGAAUGCUCGAAGGUCUGCGAUGACGAACUCGCUGGUGCGAAUCGCUACCGUCGAAGGAGGUGAUCUGGUGAAGAGAGCUCUCGCGGCCUUGAUCCGACCUUCAUCGCACCAGCAGAGGCAGAGGUCGGCUUUUCAACCGAGACCUAGCCGUUUGUCGAUCUUGUCCAAUGCUGACGACUCAUGACUUUUUUGCUUCAAGAAUCUCCGGUUGCUCGGUUAUGCAUUUGGUGUUUUUUACAUCCAUCACUUUCAGUUUUAGAUCUCGCGGUUCCUGGAUUCCGGCGAAGACUGCUGCUUUUGAAAUUCGACGACAUUAAAACCUAUCCUCGCAAUUUUGACAGGGAUGAAGUUUAUCAGCUAUCUAAGCGAAAACGAAGUGUCCUUUGUACACAAAUCAUAGUAAAUGUUUGCAAAAUUGAUCGAAGGACAUUUUGGGACAAAUUUCUAAUUUCAUUGAACAACUUUAGAAUCGGAAUUAAUUCAGUAACAAAAUUCGAAACAACUUCGAUCA